GUGCGGGACCGGGGCCGGUGGCGGGGCGGGGCGGGAGCUCAGGAAGUGACACGGCGGGGCGGGGCGGCGGCAGCGGCAUGGCAGCGCGGCGGCAGUGAGCGCCGAUCCCGGUACCGGCCCCGGUUCCCGGCCUGCAGGAGCACGAGGCAGGUCAAGGGAUGCCUCUGAAGGAGCUGCUGCUUCUGUAAUUGCUGGUGGCCACUGCUCGCCUCUGCAGAAACCUCAUCCCUGUGGACAGGCUGCCUCAAGUCCUGCCUGGAGGCUGAGGCUGCAGCGGCUGACAUGGAUUUUCUCUUCAUCUGCCCCUUUGUGCUGCCACUGCUGCUGUCCCGGGGCAGCUUCGCAGACCUGGAGAAACAGAGGGUGGACUCUGGCUUGGAAAUCUAUAAGAAGCUGUUUGAGGUAAAGCGCAAGGACCAGAUGAACGCACUGAAGAACCUGAUUGAGCUCAAUGACGUCAACCAGCAGUACAAAAUCAUUGACAUCAUGCUCAAGGGACUCUUCAAAGUGCUGGAGGACUCCCGGGCUGUGCUCAUCGCCGCUGAUGUACCUCCCGACGGGCCUUUCCCUCAGGAUGAGAAGAUAAAGGAUGCGUACUCCCACGUGGUGGAGAACACCGCCUUCUUCGGGGACGUCGUCCUGCGCUUCCCCAAGAUCGUGCACCACUACUUCGACCGCAACUCCAACUGGAACAGCCUCAUCCGCUGGGGCAUCGGCUUCUGCAAUCUGACAGGCGUGUUUGAACAGGGACCCCACUCCCAGGUCCUGGGGCUGAUGGCUCAGGAGCUGGGAAUCAGUGAGAAAUCGCCUGAUUACCGUAAUCCCUUUAAAACGGACCACUCUGAGUUUUUCCCCAGUGCGGACACCUUCCAGAAGGCGCUACGGGAGGAGGAGAAGCGGAGGAAGAAGGAGGAGAAGCGGAAGGAGAUCCGCAAGGGCCCACGCAUCUCCCGCUCGCAGUCGGAGCUGUAGCACACGGGGGCUUGCACCUCGUGGCGGGGGCGAUGCCACUGGGAUGUGGAGCGGCGUGCUCCCUCUUGGCAGCCUCGAGCUGGUGCCCGGCGGUCCCCUUUCCGUUUGUGCCGUGGGUUUUAUUUUGUUGCCUUUCCCUUUCGUUUGGCGGGGGCCGAGUGGUGGUGCUGGCGGGUUGCCCCAGUGGGGCUGAAGCAGGGUACUCCUUCCCCAGAGCCAAAGCACAGUGGGAAGGCAGCGGGGCCAUGCCGUGGGCUCACGGGGUGCUGCUGCCUGUGGGGAAGUAGGGCAAGGGGGACAUGGUGCACCUGAGCCCUGUGGGGAGCCCAGGGACCCCUCCCCACCUCAGCACGCCCCGCGCUGAAUGUGCCUCCUCCGUCGUGGGUGGGCUGGGGAAUGCGUCAUGCCAAACAGCCUCAUAAGCGAUGCUGCUUCUCUCCGUUUUGGGAUUUUUGUUGUUAAACCGGUGAUCUCAUUGGCACCCCCCACCUGGUUAUACCUGGUCUGCCCAGCCGCUACCUCUGCCAGCUCAGCUCUCCACUCUUCCCAGCAGCUGUUUUACCGCAUUUCAUCAGCCAGCCGUAGCUGAGAAGGCCAACGGCAUCCCACCCUCCCACGUGGCUACUGCAGGGCAUCCCAGCAGGGAGGCGAACAUGCGGUGAAUUUUUGGGAAGGUGGGAUUUCAGUUCUUGGUCCUCUUUGCAGCUGGCAGAUGCCUGUAGCGCAAGCCGAAGGUGCUGGGGAGCCCGCCCUGAGCCCCGAGCCCUGCGUCCCGCUCCUGGCCUCGCCAGCGGCGCGGCCACCGGCAUCGUCCAUGGCCGCUGGUGGCUCUUGCAGAGGAACCGUCCCUGAGCAGCAGGUGCGCCGUGCCGGGCUGGGGGCACCGUGGCCGUGGGGAAAGGGGAAAUGUCCAGGAUUUAUAACCACGGAGCCGGGUCCGUCUGGUGGGGGGUGGCAAUGGGUGCGUGUUUUGUUUUUUCUUGAAUAAAAUUAACUUUUUUUUUUUUU
Falco peregrinus (peregrine falcon) is the source of this 1980-nucleotide messenger RNA. It is a transcript of the gene CCDC134, whose product is annotated as coiled-coil domain containing 134. NCBI's taxonomy places the organism in Eukaryota, Metazoa, Chordata, Aves, Falconiformes, Falconidae. The record is from RefSeq and is a predicted model, not a curated record. The transcript has 8 exons. Bases 283 to 972 code for a protein of 229 amino acids.